Messenger RNA from Neltuma alba, 2544 nucleotides. RefSeq names its product probable LRR receptor-like serine/threonine-protein kinase At3g47570. Gene Ontology annotation, biological process: protein phosphorylation. The record is from RefSeq and is a predicted model, not a curated record. The coding region runs from base 1 to 2544 and encodes 847 amino acids. Lineage: Eukaryota; Viridiplantae; Streptophyta; Magnoliopsida; Fabales; Fabaceae. Gene Ontology annotation, molecular function: receptor serine/threonine kinase binding; protein kinase activity; ATP binding. The transcript is spliced from 7 exons.
AUGGCUUCAAAUGUGUUGUUGAGUGAACAAAAGCACGAGGAGAGGAAAGAAGAACUUGUGUUUCCAUGUGAGCUUGGGAACGAGGUUGAGUUACCUAAAAACUGUGUAUGGUCAAAGGAAUAUUUGGAUGCUUACUUUAAGCAACCGGUUGAUGCAAAAGUAAAGGCCUAUAAACCUAAGAGUUCCUUGGCAGGCUAUCCAGGUGCUCAUUCUGAACGCUUCUCUUCUAACCUAACUUGGAAGGAGACCCUCACUUUCUUGCUUCCUCAUGAUGAUCCACAACCUGCUAUUAGAGACUACUUUGUCUCCACCUUAGGCCAAGACUUUUAUGAAACUAGUUGGGCUGGUGUCACCUGCAAUACUCAUCAUGGAAGGGUCCAUUCCUUGAUUCUUCGUAGCAUGGAUCUUAAGGGUAGCAUAUCUCCACAGCUAGGAAACCUCUCCUUCCUAGUUGAUCUUGAUAUCAGUAAAAACAACUUUCAUGGUCCAAUUCCUCAAGACUUGGUUCAAUUACGUCGAUUGAGACUGUUCAACUUGAGCUAUAAUGACUUUCACGGACAAGUUCCAACAUGGAUAGGAGAUUUAUCUCUACUUGAGCAGUUGAGUUUUCGAAAUAACAGUCUCAAUGGGUUUAUUCCAUUAUCUCUAUUCAAUCUAUCAAGGUUGGAGACUUUGGAUUGGAACUCUAAUAUCAUUGAAGGUACCAUCCCACCUGAGAUAGGAAGUCUAAAGCAAUUGAAGAAUUUACAACUUUCAAGGAACAAACUUUCAGGAGCAAUUCCCCAAACAAUUUUCAACUUAUCUUCACUUGAAGUGCUAUGGUUGUCUUAUAAUAAUUUGUCAGGAGCCAUUCCAAAUGAAAUUGGUGAUCUUCAGCAGCUUCAUGCAAUAUAUCUUGGAAGUAAUCAGCUUUCAAGCACUAUACCAACCUGCAUGUUUAAUAGUUCGGUACGACGAUACAUUGAACUUCACACCAAUAAUUUAUCUGGGAGUCUGCCAACAAAUGUGUGUUCUGGGCUUCCAAAACUUGAAAUACUAUAUCUCUAUCAAAAUGAUUUGUCUGGCGAGAUACCCUCCAUUUGGCAUCAAUGCAAGGAAUUGGUAGAGUUAUCAUUAGGGGAUAACAAGUUCAAUGGAGGAAACAUACCAAGUGACAUUGGAAAUUUGACCAAACUUGAGUGGCUACAUCUUAGCAACAGCAACUUGCGAGGUGAAAUUCCUUCAUUUCUUUGGAAAAUGCCUUGUUUGAGAAUUGUUGAACUUGACAACAAUCAUUUAAAGGAUAGUUUGCCAGAAGAAAUGUGUCAUCAUCUCCCUUUACUUGAAGUCUUUGGUGUUGAUGAUAAUCAAUUAGAGGGAAGCAUUCCAAGCUCAAUAAGCAACUGCACAUCUUUGAAAGAAUUAUAUUUGGAUGGUAACUCAUUUACAGAUCUUUGUGGGAAAUCCCAACUACAAGUCCAACCAUGCAAAAAAGAAAGGAAUUACAUGACAAAAAAAGUGAAGUUGUUGAUAAAAUGCUUACUUCCUAUUGUGGUUGUCAUUCUGGUUGUUUCAUGCAUUGUCUUUCUAAGACAUAAGAGAGAUGUGUAUGCUAGUGGUUCAACCAACAAUGAGUUAAUAAAUGUAGGGACACCAAUUAGGAUAUCCUAUUAUGAUCUUUUGCAUGGAACAAAUAGAUUUGAUGAGAGUAAUCUUCUUGGCAUUGGAUAUUAUGGAUCAGUAUACAAAGCAACUCUUCCAAACGGAAGGAUCGUUGCUGUUAAAGUAUUUCGCUCAGACUUGGAUGAAGCAUUAAGGAGUUUUGAUAUUGAGUGUGUUGCAAUAUGCAAUUUACGACACCGCAACCUUAUUAAGAAUAUUAGUAGCUGCUCCAAUGAUCAUUUCAAGUGUCUAAUAAUGGAGUUCAUGUCAAAUGGGAGUCUCGACAGAUGGUUAUACUCUCAUAACAAUUGUUUAGACAUCCUAACAAGGUUGAAUAUAAUGAUUGAUGUGGCAGUUGCGUUAGAAUAUCUUCAUCAUGGUUCUUCUACACCAGUUGUUCAUUGUGAUGUUAAACCAAGCAAUGUCUUGUUAGAUGAAAAUAUGGUGGCUCAUCUCACUGAUUUUGGUAUAGCUAAAUUGAUGGGUGAAGAAGAGUUGGAAAUUUAUACAAAAACUUUAGCUACAAUGGGUUAUAUGGCACCAGAGUAUGGAUCAAAAGGAGUUGUUUCCAUUAAAGGAGAUGUGUACAGCUAUGGUAUUUUGUUAAUGGAAAUGCUUACGAGAAAGAAGCCAACAGAUGACAUGUUUGCUGAAAGUCUAAGCUUAAAAGAUUGGGUUAGCACAUCAACACCUCAUUCUGUCAUUAGUAUUCUAGAUGCAAAUUUGCUGCACAAUCAAAAUAUUGGUGAUGUAUCACCACAUAUGUCAUCAAUUUUUGAGGUGGCAUUAAAUUGUUGCGUUGAUUCACCUGAGGCACGACCUACAAUGAUUGAUGUUGUGGUAUCGAUCAAAAAAAGCAAGUUUGCAUUAAUACAAAUAUUAGAGGCACCCCAAGUUAAAUAA